This is a messenger RNA of Topomyia yanbarensis, 1403 nucleotides long. Its product is annotated as actin, muscle-type A2-like. The coding region runs from base 139 to 1269 and encodes 376 amino acids. The record is from RefSeq and is a predicted model, not a curated record. The transcript is spliced from 2 exons. Lineage: Eukaryota; Metazoa; Arthropoda; Insecta; Diptera; Culicidae. Gene Ontology annotation, biological process: mitotic cytokinesis.
CUCUUGUUGUAUGAAGAUGUAUGUUUCGUACCGAUAGAUAGUGAUAAUUUCUAGUUAAAGGACAAACAGUUUCGUUCUGGCCGUGGAGGUUUCUGGUAGCGUUUCCGAUACAACCGGGCAUAGUGCAACGUGAGCCAAAUGUGCGACGACGAUGCAGGGGCACUUGUUGUUGACAAUGGAUCUGGAAUGGUAAAGGCUGGUUUUGCCGGUGAUGAUGCACCACGUUCCGUAUUUCCCUCGAUCAUAGGUCGCCCUAGGCAUCAGGGUGUGAUGGUCGGAAUGGGUCAGAAGGACUCAUACGUAGGCGAUGAAGCGCAAUCGAAGAGGGGUAUUCUAUCCUUGAAAUAUCCAAUUGAGCACGGUAUAAUCACCAACUGGGAUGACAUGGAAAAGAUUUGGCAUCAUACUUUUUACAAUGAGCUGCGUGUGGCCCCGGAGGAACAUCCGAUUUUGCUGACUGAGGCUCCGCUGAAUCCCAAGACCAACCGGGAGAAGAUGGCACAGAUCAUGUUCGAGACCUUCAACUCACCAGCAAUGUAUGUUGCCAUCCAGGCUGUUCUGUCCCUUUAUGCAUCCGGUCGUACAACUGGGAUCGUUUCAGAUUCCGGUGAUGGGGUAUCGCAUUCUGUUCCAAUAUUCGAGGGAUAUGCUUUGCCCCAUGCUAUCCUUCGUUUGGAUUUGGCUGGUCGUGAUUUAACCGACUACCUAAUGAAGAUCAUGACAGAGCGUGGAUAUGGUUUCUGCACCUCAGCUGAGCGUGAAAUUGUCCGCGAUAUCAAAGAAAAACUGUGCUACGUCGCUCUUGAUUUCGAACAGGAGACUCUAUCAGCAACAGGCUCCUCUGGUUUGGAGAAGUCAUAUGAGUUACCCGAUGGGCAGGUCAUAACCAUUGGAUCAGAGCGUUUCCGUUGCCCUGAAGCACUCUUUCAGCCAUCUUUCUUAGGCAUGGAGAUUUGUGGCGUCCAUGAAACAGUUUACAGAGGUAUCAUGCUGUGUGACGUUGACAUUCGUAAGGAUCUGUAUGCUAACAUAGUACUUUCCGGAGGGUCUACUAUGUACCCAGGUAUUGCGGAUCGAAUGCAGAAGGAGAUCACUGGGAUGGCUCCAUCAACCAUCAAGAUUAAAAUUAUAGCACCGCCUGAGCGUAAAUAUUCCGUCUGGAUAGGAGGAUCUAUUUUGGCUUCACUGUCCACCUUUCAGUCGAUGUGGGUAUCUAAACAGGAGUAUGACGAGUCCGGCCCAUUAAUUAUUCACCGCAAGUGUUUUUAGGUAUUAAUCUUCCUUAAGAUACUACUAAUAUUUAGGAGGAACUGGGCCAAUUCGGACCUAGUAAGGAUUUAUGAGCUAUAUGACUGCAACGUAUCAACCGAUUCACAAAUAAAUGUGUUUUCCCGAAAGCCUGA